AUGGAAGACGUUGCGGCGCGCACAGUCAACUCUGGAGAUAACAGCUACCAGCUGCGAGCGGCCACAGCGGUGUGCCGGGGCUACACAGUGUACCAGGCCGUGGACAAGCGGGGCCGGCGCUGCGUGGUGAAGGAGCUACACGGAGUGGACGCGGCUUCGAUACCGCCGUCGGUGCAAGAGCGCGAGCUGGAGCGGUUUAUGGUCGGGGAAGACGCGUUCGUCGUCUACGGGCGGGGCGAGCUGGAGGAAGAGGGCCUGGACUACUUCAACUAUCUAUCCGGAGACGCGGAAGAGGCGGAGAGCGGGCGUGCAGACGGGCGGACGGCGCGCGACGCGGGGCAAGGCGUUGCUGGCAACGGCCCUGCGGCGUGCGGGGGCGAUGGGGAGGCGCCGGCGUCGAUCCUGGAGAAACCGCGCGAGCGGCAGCGCCAGGGCUCGUGUGUGUUCGUUCCCAGCGAGCCGCAGGGCCCGGUGAAGCGUGCGCACUGCGGGAAGAGCAUCAGCCGGCUACCGCGGACACCGCUGCCCAGAGCGAGCGUGCGCGUGCAGGAUCGGGGCGGCUGCGCCACGGCCGCGCGGAGCGCGCUGCGCGACGCAGCCCCAACUAGCGGCAAUAAUGACUAUUACGAAGAUGAAGAUGCGGAUGAAGAGGACGACGAGGACGAGGACGAGGACGACGAGGACGAUGAGGACGACGAGGACGACGAGGACGACGAGGACGAAGAGGACGAAGAGGACGACGAGGACGAAGAGGACGACGAGGACGAAGAGCUGCUUCCCGACGACUCGUUGCCCAAAUUCCUAUCACCGUGCGUCUUUCUGAAUGAGUAUCCGCAGAAGAAGCCUCAGGAGGAAUCGUUUGUGCUUACGCCUGUGUGCCACCCUACUUCGGAAUACGCAAUACCACCGUCGCCGGCCCCCCUGCUCAAGGAGCGGAAAGUCCUUCCCAGGACACCGAUGCCGCACCAGUUCCCGAAGGCGAAGCGGCGGGGACCUUCGCCAGGCACCAGCUGCUUUGCUGCGUCCGUGGCCUGUUCUCCGUACGAUCUUUCGCCCGCCGGGCAUCCAACAUCUCCGAUGAGCCACCUGGGGUCGUCGCUCUUAUCGUUCGAAUGUUCGGGCGGGAUAGAGCUGAAUCUGGACGCGAACAAGAUGCUCAACAGGCGGAAGCUCAGGAAUGGCAAGAUAUAG
Molecule: messenger RNA, 1191 nt
Organism: Eremothecium gossypii ATCC 10895
Lineage: Eukaryota; Fungi; Ascomycota; Saccharomycetes; Saccharomycetales; Saccharomycetaceae
Product: AGL056Wp
Exons: 1
Coding region: 1-1191 (396 amino acids)
Source: RefSeq, marked provisional